GACACAGUAGAAAUUUGGUGGUGACAUAUACGUAUGCCAUCAGUAAUGUUUUUUGUAGUGCUUUUUGUUUCCGUUGGUGUUUUUACAUUCAAUGCAGAAGCUGGAGCACCAAAAUGUCCCUCGGCGAACGAUGAUACAUCUAUACUUCUACAAGACAAAGAUUGUUCCAAAUAUUGGCGAUGCUUGAAUGGUAAUGCAGACCUUUUGGAAUGUCCUAACGGACUCUAUUUCAAUAAGAAAACCAACAGUUGCAAUUCGCCACAUAAAGCAUUAUGCUCCGAAGAUGAAAGCAGUGAAGAGCUUGAUUCCGACGAAAUAGAAGAUAUACUAAAAUAUGACAAUAACAUAUACAGAACAUGUAAUACCAGCGAAAUUCAUUGUCCAGCAGAAGACGAUGAACAACCAGUAUACUUUCCUCUUCCAAAUUGCACUCAGUUCUGCCAAUGUUCUAACGGGGUACCCUAUCUACAUGACUGCCCUGCUGACCUUCACUUCAAUCCUGCUCUGAACGUUUGUGACAAUCCACAAAAUGCUGGAUGUGCAAACGGAAAUAGCACCGACGACUCGUCUACCACAAGCACAGAAAGUAGUGGAGAUGACAAAAACAAUUCUGCCACUACCACAAAAAAAGGCGGACCCACUAUUGAAAACGACGAAUCAUAUGAACUCUGUCCUGAUACGGUCACAAAUGAAUGUCCUGCAGUAGAUGGAGAGCAUCCCGUCUACAUUCCCCUUCCAAACUGCUCACAGUUCUGUCACUGUUCCAAUGGACUACCCUACUUACAUAACUGUCCAGAUGACCUCCACUUUAAUCCAGUUCUAAAGGUUUGCGACCGGCCAGAGGAUGCCGGCUGCGCAAGAGGAAAUGACGUUAUAUCUACAACCGAAGGUACUGGUGGAGAAGACAACCAACCAUCUCCAACAACGGAAAGCAGUGAAAGUAAUGAAACCGAUAAAGCCACUACCACGGAGAAAAGUGCAACCACUACAGGUAGUGACGAAUCAUAUGAACUCUGCCAUGACACUAUCACAAAUGAAUGUCCUGAGGUAGAUGGAGAACAUCCCGUUUAUAUUCCUCUUCCAAACUGCUCACAGUUCUGUCAGUGUUCAAACGGACUACCCUACUUACAUAACUGUCCAGAUGACCUCCACUUUAAUCCAGUUCUAAACGUUUGCGACUGGCCAGGGGAUGCCGGCUGUGCAGGAGGAAAUGACGUUAUAUCUACAACCGAAGGUACUGGUGGAGAUGACGGUGGAGAUGACAACCAACCAUCUCCAACAACGGAAAGCAGUGAAAGUAAUGAAACCGAUAAAGCCACUACCACGGAGAAAAGUGCAACCACUACAGGUAGUGACGAAUCAUAUGAACUCUGCCAUGACACUAUCACAAAUGAAUGUCCCGCGGUAGAUGGAGAACAUCCCGUCUACAUUCCCCUUCCAAACUGCUCACAGUUCUGUCAGUGUUCAAAUGGACUACCCUACUUACAUAACUGUCCAGGUGACCUCCACUUUGAUCCAGUUCUAAACGUUUGCGACUGGCCAGGGGAUGCCGGCUGUGCAGGAGGAAAUGACGUUAUAUCUACAACCGAAGGUACUGGUGGAGAAGACACCCAACCAUCUCCAACAACGGAAAGCAGUGAAGGGAACGAAACCGAUAAAGCGACCACGGAGAAAAGUGUAACCACUACAGAUAGUGACGAAUCAUAUGAACUCUGCCCUGACACUGUCACAAAUGAAUGUCCCGCGGUAGAUGGCGAACAUCCCGUCUACAUUCCCCUUCCAAACUGCUCACAGUUCUGUCAGUGUUCAAAUGGACUACCCUACUUACAUAACUGUCCAGAUGACCUCCACUUUAAUCCAGUUCUAAACGUUUGCGACUGGCCAGGGGAUGCCGGCUGUGCAGGAGGAAAUGACGUUAUAUCUACAACCGAAGGUACUGGUGGAGAAGACACCCAACCAUCCCCAACAACAGAUAGCAGUGGAGGGGACGAAAGUGAUUUCGGAACUACCACAGAAGAUAGUGUAUCCACCACAGUAAGCGAAUAUAUGCUCUGUCUUGAUACAGUUGAAAAUAAAUGUCCUGCGGUAGAUGGAGAACAUCCCGUCUACAUUCCUCUUCCAAACUGCACCCAAUUCUGUCAAUGUUCUAAUGGACUUCCCUAUCUACACUACUGUCCAAGCGACCUCCACUUUAAUCCAGUCCUAAACGUCUGCGAUUACAAAGAAAAUGCCGGAUGCGCAAGUAACAAUGGAACAUAUUCUACACUUACAACAGUGGAUCCUGGUAAUAAAAAUACCGAUGCUUCUGCGACAACUGAACGCAGUGAAGAUCAGGAAACUGAUCGGCCAGUUACAACGAAAAGCAGCACUUCAACUACUGAAAGCGCGGAAACAAUUGAACUUUGUCCGGACACGGUAGAAAAUGUAUGUCCCCCUGUGGACGGCGAAUACCCAGUGUACAUGCCUCUGCCAAAUUGCGCCCAAUUCUGCCAGUGCUCAAAUGGAUUGCCUUAUUUACAUAACUGCUCAGAUGGCCUUCACUUCAAUGCACUCCUAAAUGUAUGUGACUAUCCGCAAAGCGCACAGUGCGACAGCAUUCCGUCUUAAAGUUUAACAAUAAACAAUCUUAAGGAACAUAUUUAUUAAUAUAUUUUAUGUUAUUUGUGUUUGAAAUACAAUAAUUAUAUCAUGUUAUUUUGUUUAUUUUGUAACUAUUUUGUCAUUAGUUUUAAGUCUACGUGAUUAUUCACUCGAAAUAAUAAAGACUGUCAACACGA
Molecule: messenger RNA, 2777 nt
Organism: Anoplophora glabripennis (Asian longhorned beetle)
Lineage: Eukaryota; Metazoa; Arthropoda; Insecta; Coleoptera; Cerambycidae
Exons: 10
Coding region: 46-2607 (853 amino acids)
Cellular component (GO): extracellular region
Molecular function (GO): chitin binding
Source: RefSeq, a predicted model, not a curated record